AUGUACUACCGGUCUCUCCUAAGCCUGGCAAUGGUCGCAAUGGCCUCGGCCAAGGCCAACCCCGUCACCACCAUGUUGAUAUACGGAGCCGACCCACAGCCUCUGGCGGCCUCCGUCGUCGGUAACGAUGCCACGGCUACCACGUACAGCAUCAACUGUCCCCCAGGCACUGAUGGCUCUGACUGCGGCAUGGGACCCGGUCUGACUCUGAUUGCCGGUCCCAAGACAACCUACAAGAUGGAUGAAGGAGAUUUCCAUUGGACCGUCACCUGCUCAGUCGCAGCCACCACGUCGGCUGUCUGCACCGAGACAAACAUCGGGGGCAAUUUCCCUGGAAGUAGCGUCGUCACGCUGACUACCGAUCUGCCCUUCCUCCCGGUCACUGUCACUGCUGGCUCGGUUGCCACUCGCUCCGCAACUACGACGACGGGAGCUACUACUACUGCGUCCAGUGCGUCCGGCGCGUCAAGCGCCUCUGGGAAGAGCACAGCCACGUCGUCGGUCUCAUCUUCGGCGUCCGCCGCCGGCAGUGCCGCCCAGAGCACCGGCGGUAUGCCCCAGGUGACUGCGCAUGCUGGAAGUGUCCUGGGCGGCGCGGUGGUCGCUUUGGCCGCGGCGGUCCUGUAA
Messenger RNA from Aspergillus terreus NIH2624, 627 nucleotides. RefSeq names its product putative GPI anchored protein. The record is from RefSeq and is a predicted model, not a curated record. The coding region runs from base 1 to 627 and encodes 208 amino acids. NCBI's taxonomy places the organism in Eukaryota, Fungi, Ascomycota, Eurotiomycetes, Eurotiales, Aspergillaceae. The transcript has 3 exons.